Messenger RNA from Thrips palmi, 2597 nucleotides. Its product is annotated as glucose-fructose oxidoreductase domain-containing protein 1. NCBI's taxonomy places the organism in Eukaryota, Metazoa, Arthropoda, Insecta, Thysanoptera, Thripidae. Gene Ontology annotation, molecular function: nucleotide binding. The record is from RefSeq and is a predicted model, not a curated record. The transcript has a single exon. The coding region runs from base 217 to 1395 and encodes 392 amino acids.
AACGUAUGAAAAAUCUUCUUUCCAUUUGCCAUUUGCUCUCAUUUUCUGUUUCUAGUAGAACCCUUUUAACCGAUUCACAUUUUAAGUGCAACAGUUGUGUUCGUGUAUAAUUUAUGUUUUUAAGGGAAGUUCAAGAUGUCAGUGAAAUUUAACGGCGCAAGUUUGCUUGAAUAAUUGUGGCAAUUAUUACUGGGCUUUGUGUGACCAGACUGAAAAAUGUUGCCUGGAAUAGGUGUGUUUGGAACUGGAAAUGUUGUGAGGGUGAUGGUGCCAUUCCUACGCGAGAAAGGGUUCAAGAUAGAAGCCUUGUGGGGAAGAACAUUAGCUGCCGCCCAGGAAGUUGCCUUAGAGCUUGAAAUUCCCUUUUUUACGAACAAGAUAGAUGAUGUGCUUCUGCGAAAAGAUGUUGACCUUAUUUUCAUUAUGUGCUCCCCAAAUUUACACUCACAAAUAGCUGUGAAGGCAUUGGGCAUUGGGAAACAUGUCUUGUGUGAUAAACCUGCUGGGCUCUGCCAGGGAGAGGCUUUGAAAAUGGUGCGUGCAUGUCAGUAUUAUCCUUCACUUAUAUCGAUUGUUAACCAUAGUUUGAGGUUUUUGCCUGCUUUUGUACACAUGAGAAAAUCCAUUUGUGAUGGCUUUCUGGGUAAAGACAGUGAAAUUACUGUUUGUGACAUUCGGGUUCAAAUGGGAAGCCUUUUGCAUUCGACCUACGAUUGGCACUGUGAUGACACCAUGGGUGGAGGUAUUCUGACGCUUGUUGGAAGUCAUGUCAUUGAUUUAGUCACAUAUCUCACUGAACAAAAAGCUGUCCGAGUCCAUGGUGUUGUCAGAACAUUCACAAAGACCACUGCUAACAUUAAUGGAAUCCGUCAUAUCUCCAGUCCAGAUUUCUGCAGCUUUCAAAUGGAGAUGAGUGGUGGUACCUUGGUGACUGUCACUUUGAACAACCAUUUACAAGGUUCAUUCAGCCAAGAAGUCUUAGUUUGUGGUCAGCAAGGAAACUUAGUUGUCAGGGGAGGUGACUUGUAUGGACAGAAGAACGGCUGCUCGAAAGAAGAUGUGAUUUAUGUUGAUGUUGAGGAUCUUCAAAGGAGUGGAAACAUAAAUGCUACUGCUGCCAAGUCGAUUCCUAGGCCCUACAUAAAGGGACUUUUCAAAAUGAUUUGUGCCUUGAGGGAAGCCUUCCUCCCUGUUGAAGAUAAACGAGGGUGGGUUAAGAAUCCUGUAGCGCAGGCAGCAACAUUUGAAGAUGGAUUGUAUGUUCAAGCUGUCAUUGAUGCAUUGCGGAAAUCAAGUGCCAACAGAGAGUGGGUCAAGGUGAAUAUUAUUACGGAAGAACCGGAUCCAAAUCCAUUAUUGAGUGCUGCUGUCAGGCGCAGUGCUAUAUCUAUGUGAAGCUGUGCUUAGACUUUGCUCUCUACUCUCUAUUGUAGCUUAUUGCCUGUUCUGCUUUUUGUUCCGAUUGAUUUCGAAGAAAUUAUUAACACUGCACUUCUAUUUUUGUACCAGUGAUAGUUCCUGGUUUUAUACUUUUCUAAGAUCAAUGCUCAGAUCAAAAUAAUAUUGUAUUUUUGUUAUUAGUAUUACAGCAUUUACUUUUCAAGGGAACUGAAGUGAGUUUGUAGUAGUAGCUCACUGGAACAAAUCUCCUGUACUUAAAGUUACUAGUUCAGUCACUUAUUGUUUUAAUUAUAAUUGUUCACAGUAUUUAUUUUAUUUAUGAAUAUACCUCCCACUUAAAACUACCUUCAAAGAGAGAGCCAACUACUGUCUUUUGAUGCCUCUCUUUUCCUUCUCUUCCUCAUACUCUUCUUCUUACUGUCAAACCAUUUUGAUGUGUGUGUGUCAGUUGGAUUCUUUUUGACCAGUCCAAAAAAAAACUUUGUGUUGUUCAUAGUUUUAACUUUUACUCCUUUGAAACUGUUUGGAGCAAUACAAGAUCUCAUUUUCUGGCUUGCAUAAACUUUUUGAAUUGACUUGACUUAAGUGUUUGCGAUAGGAGCUUGCUUUGGUUGUAACAAUGUUGUAACAUAUGUGAUAACAUGAUCGUCAUUCCUUAUGUUUUAUUAAACUUACAUUGGGUUUAAAUGUACCCACAUAUUUAUUGUAUGGGUAGAAGCACUGUUAAACAACAAGUUUUUUUAUUUUGAACAAAAUAGGUUCUCAAAUUUGAAGCAAAUUUUGAAAAGUAACAAUCAAAUUAGAGAAAAAGAAACGUUUGCUAGCAUUACAAGUUUGUUUUGAAAGUCAUGGGUAACACAAACCAUCUAUACUUUGCCUCUCUCAUUUUUUAUCCUUGAUUUUCUCAGAUUGUUGUGAGAGUUUUGUGAACGCCUAAACAAAAAUUUGUUGUUCAAUAGCUACUACUUUUUGAGAACUGCAAAAGUUUUUCUAAGAUUACGUUGCAUCAGAUUUUAUUUUACUCUUCUUUUUCCUUCUUUUAUAUCAAACUUUUUGUUGCAUCAUAAAUUGUAACAGAUCAAAGUAAUAUUUGUUAUCUUCUUGGUUGUGAUUUUUAAUAUAUAAAAAAAAUGUCUUUGUGAUCUGUGAUACCACUCUGCGCUUUUUUGUAAUAAAUUGUUAUAGUGUCUCCAGUA